AAAGAUAGUUUUAGAGAGAGAGAGAGAAACAGACAGAUGUUUAGCAGUCACAGAUAGAGCAGUGGAGAUCUUUUCUCAAUCUUUUUAUAAUUCAUUUCUUGCAGGAGAUUGACGGAAAAACACAGAUUUGAUUAGCAAUGAAUUCCAACAACUGGCUCGCUUUUCCCCUCUCACCAACCCACUCUUCGUUGCCUCCUCAUCUCCAUCCCUCACAGCCUUCCCAGUUCGAUGUCGGAUUGGUUAAUGACAAUAUGGAUAACCCUUUUCAAGGCCAAGAGUGGAAUAUGAUCAAUCCACACGGCGAUGGAGGAGGAGAGGUUCCAAAGGUAGCCGAUUUUCUCGGAGUGGGCAAAUCAGUAGUGAACCAGUCCCACAACCUAGCCGCCUACAACGAGAUUGGUCAGAGCAAUGGUUCGGAUUAUUUCUUCCAAAGCAGUAGCUUGUUGCCCAAUGUGCAAUCAAGCGCCGCCAUUGCCACAUAUGCUUCUAACUCUGCUAACAACAAUAGCUAUGAGCUUCAAGAGAGUGCCAACAACUUGCAAUCUCUCACUCUGUCCAUGGGAAGUAGCGGUAAUAACGCGAAAGCGUCACCUUGUGAGACAAGCGGCGACAACACUAGCAGCACUAAUAGCGGCGCUAUUGCCGACGCUGUGCCUAGAAGGACGUUGGAUACUUUUGGACAGAGAACGUCUAUCUAUCGCGGUGUAACAAGGCAUCGUUGGACCGGUCGGUACGAAGCUCAUCUCUGGGAUAAUAGUUGUAGGAGAGAAGGUCAAUCGAGGAAAGGGAGACAAGUUUACUUGGGUGGGUAUGACAAAGAAGAGAAAGCAGCAAGAGCAUAUGAUUUAGCUGCACUCAAGUACUGGGGACCAUCAACUUCUACCAAUUUCCCGAUUAGUAACUACGAGAAAGAGUUGGAGGAGAUGAAGCACAUGACACGACAAGAAUUCGUGGCUGCAAUAAGAAGGAAAAGCAGUGGAUUCUCUAGAGGUGCAUCGAUGUAUCGGGGAGUUACAAGGCAUCACCAACACGGAAGAUGGCAGGCAAGGAUCGGCCGAGUUGCGGGAAACAAAGAUCUUUACUUGGGAACCUUCAGCACUGAAGAAGAGGCUGCAGAAGCUUAUGAUAUCGCGGCUAUAAAGUUCAGAGGCCUCAAUGCAGUUACAAACUUCGAGAUCAACCGAUAUGAUGUCAAAGCCAUUCUCGAGAGCACGACUUUACCCAUUGGAGCCGGUGCAGCUAAGCGCCUUAAAGAAGCUCAAGCCUUAGAAUCUUCUAGAAAACGCGAGGAAAUGAUGGCUCUCGGGUCAAGUUUCCAGUACGGUGACUCGAGCUCUGGCUCGGGUUCGAGGCUGCAAUCUUACCCUCUAAGCAUCCAAACCCCAUUCGACCAUUACCAUCAUCAACCAUUGCUUACACUCCAAAACAACGACAUUUCUCAGUACAACGCUCACGAUUCUUCAUCGUUUCACCACAACUAUCUUCAGACACAACUUCAUCUUCACCAGCAGACUAAUUACCUGCAACAAUCUAACCAGAAUUCGCAACUUUAUAACGCGUAUCUUCAGAGCAAUCCGGCUCUUCUUCAUGGUCUGGUCUCCACCUCUGUCGUGGAAAACAACAACAACAACAACCACAAUGGAGGCUCAAGCGGAAGCUACAACACAGGAGGGUUUCUUGGGAACAACGGCAUCGGAAUUGGAUCCAAUUCAACUGUUGGAUCUGCCGAGGAAUUUCCCGUGGUUAAGGUCGAUUAUGAUAUGCCGUCAGGCGGUGGAGGAUACGGAGGAGGAUGGUCCGGAGAAUCGGUUCAAGGGUCGAAUCCGGGAGGUGUUUUCACAAUGUGGAAUGACUGAAGGCUCUGUUUCUUGCGGCGCAAGGAAGGGUUCAAAAUCAUAACUAUUUUAAUUAUUUUCUGAUUUUUUUCUCUUUUUUGUUUCUUCUGUUGGAAGUGACAGGAUCAAACUGAAGUCUUGAUUAGCAGGAAUCUUUGUUAGAAGGAUUAGGCUUUCGGACAGCGAAGAUCGAUGAUAAUUAAUUUUCAGGCGGCGACUUUUGUGGUUAUUGUUCUUGAGGGUUAGGGUUUAUGGGUACUUGAAAAAUAAGAAGAAAAAGAGUACCCAAGUUUUG
Messenger RNA from Tarenaya hassleriana, 2130 nucleotides. Its product is annotated as AP2-like ethylene-responsive transcription factor PLT1. Gene Ontology annotation, molecular function: DNA-binding transcription factor activity; DNA binding. Gene Ontology annotation, biological process: regulation of DNA-templated transcription. The transcript has 10 exons. Lineage: Eukaryota; Viridiplantae; Streptophyta; Magnoliopsida; Brassicales; Cleomaceae. The record is from RefSeq and is a predicted model, not a curated record. The coding region runs from base 138 to 1856 and encodes 572 amino acids.